This is a messenger RNA of Saxophila tyrrhenica, 1782 nucleotides long. RefSeq names its product Ubiquitin carboxyl-terminal hydrolase 10 (gene ubp10). The record is from RefSeq and is a predicted model, not a curated record. NCBI's taxonomy places the organism in Eukaryota, Fungi, Ascomycota, Dothideomycetes, Mycosphaerellales, Extremaceae. Gene Ontology annotation, molecular function: cysteine-type deubiquitinase activity; zinc ion binding. The transcript has a single exon. Bases 1 to 1782 code for a protein of 593 amino acids. Gene Ontology annotation, biological process: protein deubiquitination; mRNA processing; spliceosomal complex assembly.
AUGCACAAAGUUUACGUAAGCGGCUUCUUCUUUGUCUUUGCGGAGAGUGAGGUCUCCUCCGAAGGCACCUCACAAACAGACAGACGAUUGGACGACUUCGAGAUGGCGAAGAGAGCAGCGGCAGAGCCUUUGGAAGACAGUGUGCCUGUGAACUCGCCGGCAUCGAAGAAGGCGCGGAUCCAGGACGUGCCGGACGAAGACCUCCCUCCUCCACCUCCACCACCAGAGGAACGCACAAAUGGCCAUGCGACAACGGGUAGCACUCCGGACAUUGCAAGCGCAGACAAGGAGGAACACGAUGAGCUCGAAGAGGCAGAUGCGCUGGACGAUGAGGACGAAGACAAUGGGCAGAUACGCACCUUGCGACAAAAGGAAGCAAUGGACGGCUACCAGGACUUAUAUCUGGACAGCAUCACCAGAUCAGCCUUGGAUUUCGACUUCCUACGGCAAUGCUCCAUAACACUAUCAAAUCAGAAUGUCUACGCCUGCCUGGUAUGUGGCAAGUAUUUCUCCGGACGAGGGACGAAAACGCCCGCCUACUUCCACGCCCUCGAGAUAGGGCACCACGUCUACAUCAACAUGGAGACGAAGAAGGUGUAUGUGCUACCGGAAGGCUACGAGGUCAAGAGCAAGAGCUUAGACGACAUCAAGUUCGUCGUCGACCCUCAAUUCACACCAGAAGAAGUCAAAGCGUUAGACAAGGAACGACCACCCGCCUGGGACCUGGCAGGCCGCAAAUACUACCCCGGCUUUGUCGGACUCAACAACAUCAAAGCCAACGACUACGUCAACGUCGUCGCCCAAGCCCUCGCCCACGUCACGCCCCUCCGCAACUUCAUGAUGCUCGAAGACCUCUCCUCCCGCCCCCAACUCCCGCAACAAUUCAGCGUCCUGGUCCGCAAGCUCUGGAACCCCAAAGCCUUCAAAAACCACGUCUCCCCGCACGAGUUGAUGCAAGAAGUCAGCCUGCGCAGCAACAAGAAAUACCUCCUCACCUCGCAAGCCGACCCCAUCGAAUUCCUCAACUGGUUCCUCAACAACCUCCACCUCACUCUCGGCGGCAGCAAAACCAAACUCCACAGCUCCCUCAUCCAGAACAUCUUCCAGGGUUCCCUCCGCAUUGAGUCCCAAUCCAUCACCGCCCGCGCCGACGCCGGCGACCGCCUGCUCUUCGAAGACGCAGCGAUCAAAUCCCAAACCUCCCCCUUCAUGAUCCUCACCCUCGACCUGCCCCCGGCACCACUCUUCCAAGACGACGUGGAAAAGAACAUCAUCCCGCAAGUCCCCCUCACCACCGUGCUACAAAAAUACAACGGCAUCACCGCGCAAGAGCGCCUCAACACCCGCAUGCGCUACCGCCUCUUACAUCCCCUCCCACCUUACCUCAUCAUGCACGUCAAACGCUUUUUACCAAACAAAUUCCUGCAAUCCCAGCGCAACCCGACAAUCGUCACCUUCUCCCCCCGCGCGCUCGACGUCUCCCCCUACGUCGAACCGAACCCCCAGAUCCACCCGCCCCGGGAGCCGAUCCUCUACGACCUCGUGGCGAACAUCACCUACGAAGGCGUCAAGGUGCGGGAUGAUUCGGUGGAAGGCGAGGCGGAAAGGAAAGUCUGGAAGUGCCAGGUUAGGGAAGGUGGGGAGGGGGGCGGGUGGUGGGAGAUGCAGGAUUUGUUCGUCGAGAGGGUGAAUGCGGAGUUGUUGGGGAGUAAGGAGAGUUAUGUUAUGGUGUGGGAGAGGAGGAAGACGAGUAAGGGGAAGCAGAAGGAGAGGGUGAGAUGA